Phaeoacremonium minimum UCRPA7 is the source of this 4959-nucleotide messenger RNA. RefSeq names its product putative kinesin-ii 85 kda subunit protein. The transcript has 3 exons. The record is from RefSeq and is a predicted model, not a curated record. Gene Ontology annotation, cellular component: kinesin complex; microtubule. Gene Ontology annotation, molecular function: microtubule motor activity; ATP hydrolysis activity; ATP binding. Lineage: Eukaryota; Fungi; Ascomycota; Sordariomycetes; Togniniales; Togniniaceae. Gene Ontology annotation, biological process: microtubule-based movement; cytoskeleton-dependent intracellular transport. Bases 1 to 4959 code for a protein of 1652 amino acids.
AUGGCUCCGGGGGCAGCUCCCGCCGGAGGCGGCGGCAACAUCAAGGUCGUGGUUCGUGUCCGGCCGUUCAACGGACGAGAAAUCGACCGAGGCGCAAAAUGUAUCGUCGAAAUGCGUGACAACCAGACCGUCCUAACUCCGCCACCCGAUGCGGUCGAGCGUGGUGGAGGCAAGGGCGGGAAAGAUCAUGGCCAGAAGGUUUUCGCAUUUGACAGAUCGUACUGGUCCUUCAACAAGGAUGAUUCAAAUUACGCCGGCCAGUCCAAUCUGCACGACGACCUCGGAAAGCCGCUCCUGGACAAUGCCUUCCAGGGUUACAACAACUGUAUCUUCGCCUACGGCCAGACUGGUUCUGGAAAGUCUUACUCUAUGAUGGGAUAUGGGAAAGAGCAUGGUAUCAUUCCGAACAUUUGUCAGGAUAUGUUUAUGCGCAUCCAAGCUCUGCAGCAAGCAGACCCGAACUCCAAGUGCACGGUCGAGGUAUCAUAUCUCGAAAUUUACAAUGAGCGCGUCCGCGAUCUUCUUAAUCCAUCAACAAAAGGAAACCUCAAGGUCCGAGAACAUCCCUCUACUGGUCCUUAUGUCGAAGAUCUUGCAAAGUUGGUCGUUGGCAGCUUCCAGGAGAUUGAGCACCUCAUGGACGAGGGUAACAAGGCGAGAACAGUUGCAGCCACGAACAUGAACGAGACGUCCAGUCGAAGUCAUGCAGUCUUCACGCUCAUGCUUACACAAAAGAAAUUUGAUGUUGAGACCAAGAUGGAGAUGGAGAAGGUGGCCAAGAUUAGUCUGGUGGAUUUGGCUGGUUCCGAAAGAGCUACAUCUACCGGUGCCACUGGAGCGCGGUUGAAGGAAGGUGCUGAGAUCAAUCGAUCGCUGUCUACCUUAGGUCGUGUUAUUGCGGCGCUCGCUGAUCUCUCCACGGGGAAGAAGAAGAAAGGCGCACAUGCCCAAGUGCCUUACAGAGACAGUGUUCUGACAUGGCUUCUCAAAGACUCGCUAGGAGGAAACAGUAUGACAGCUAUGAUUGCUGCUAUCAGUCCAGCUGAUAUCAACUAUGACGAGACUCUUAGCACGCUUCGAUAUGCUGAUUCUGCAAAGAGAAUCAAGAACCACGCCGUGAUCAACGAGGACGCCAAUGCUCGCAUGAUCAGAGAACUGAAAGAGGAACUGGCGCUUCUACGAAGCAAAAUGGGAGGCGGAGGCGGAGCGGCUGGCAUCGCAGUACCACCCGAGGAGGUGUAUGCCGAAGGAACACCCCUUGAACAACAGAUUGUUAGCAUUACACAGGCCGACGGAACGGUCAAGAAAGUUUCCAAGGCUGAGAUUGCUGAGCAAUUGAAUCAAAGUGAGAAGCUGCUGCAGGACCUAAACCAAACCUGGGAGCAGAAGUUGCAAAAGACCGAAGAGAUCCACAAAGAGCGAGAAGCUGCUCUGGAAGAACUUGGUAUCAGCAUAGAGAAGGGAUUCAUCGGAUUAAGUACGCCUAAGAAGAUGCCGCACUUGGUCAACCUGUCCGAUGAUCCUCUUCUCGCCGAAUGUCUAGUUUACAAUUUAAAGCCAGGGACAACGACAGUUGGCAAUGUGGAGUCAAAUGCAGAUCACCAAGCAAACAUUCGGCUGAAUGGCUCUCGAAUAUUACAUGAGCAUUGUUCUUUCGAGAAUGCUGCGGAUGGAACUGUUACAUUGAUUCCAAUGGAAGGCGCCGCAGUCAUGGUUAAUGGCAAGCGAGUCACCGAACCAAAGCAGCUGCAUUCGGGAUACCGCGUUAUCUUAGGAGACUUCCACAUUUUCAGAUUCAAUCACCCUCUGGAAGCCAAAGCAGAACGCGCAGAGCACAGUCAGAGCCUUCUACGGCAGUCUAUUACCGUCAGUCAACUUCAGGGUCUCGAGCGAACAUCGCCUUCUCAUAGCCCGCGACCUGGUGGUCAUGAACGCUCGUGGAGCAAAGCAGGCUCUGAGAUUGGUGAGAGUCGGCCAGACUCUCCAGCUCCAUUUCAGAGAAGCGGUCGGGAUUCAGACUGGUCAUUUGCUCGGCGAGAGGCGGCCGGAGCUAUUCUUGGAACAGAUCAAAACUUCACGAGCCUUACAGAUGAAGAACUGAAUGCUUUGUUUGAGGAAGUCCAGCGCGCUCGCGCAGAGCGUGUCAUGGAGAGAGGAGACGAAGACAUGGAAUCCAUGGCAUCUUAUCCUAUCCGAGAAAAGUACCUCUCAACAGGAACUAUCGAUAAUUUCUCGUUAGACACAGCGCUCACAAUGCCCUCGACGCCGAAACAAGGAGAGGCUGAUGACUCCUUGCGCGAAGCUCGCGAAGAGAUGCAGUCUCAGCUCGAUAAGCAGAAAGAGCAGUUCCAAGAUCAGCUAAAGAGUGCUGAAGCUGCGAAUGUCGAAGUUGAGGAAAUUAAGAAAGAGAAGGUUCGCAUGGAAGAGACGUUGAAACAGUUGAAGCAAGAUAUGCAGAAGCAGCUGGAUGUCCAAAGAAAGGAGUAUGAAGCAAAGAUCGAGAAACUCGAUCCGUUGAAAAGACCCAAAGCCAAGCCGAAGCUCUCUGAAGAGGAGAUCGAGAUAGCGAAGAAAGUUGUCAAACAUUGGAGAAGCCGGAAAUACGUCCGCAUGGCCGAGGCCGUACUUCAGCACGCUGCCACCCUAAAGGAAGCGCAGGUCAUGAGCCAUGAGUUGGAUGAACAUGUUGUCUUCCAGUUCUGUGUUGUGGACGCCGGGCAUACUCUAUGCUCCUCAUACGACAUGGUCCUAAAUGGGCUAUCCGGUGAGGGGGAUGACAUCGCUCUCGAGCAAGCGCAAAAGCCUUGUAUUGGCGUCCGUGUCGUCGAUUACAAGCACAAUGUUGCCCACCUAUGGAGCUUGCAAAAGCUGCAUGACCGUGUGAGGCAGAUGCGUCAAAUGCAUCAGUAUCUCGAUCAGCCAGAGUAUGCCCAACAUCUCAGCCUGGACAACCCAUUCAUUGAGACUUGCAUGCCUCAGUACACGCUGGUGGGAGAAGCUGAUGUGCCGCUCAAAGCUGUCUUUGAGAGUCGUGUUCAGGAUUUCCAUCUGGAUGUUUUGUCCCCCCAUACCUCACAAACAAUUGGCAUCAUUAAGCUUGCCUUGGAGCCUUCGAGCGCACGAGCACCUACCAAUACCCUCAAGUUCAAUGUUGUCAUGCAUGAAAUGGUGGGCUUUCCGGAGCGAGAAGGCACAGAAGUGCAUGCUCAGAUCUUCAUCCCAGGCGUUUCUGAGGAAGACGGGGUUACGACCACACAAAUGAUCAAAGACUUCGAUGAAGAGCCGAUAAGAUUUGAAAGCGUUCAUAGCAUGAGCGUUCCUCUCUUCAGCCCUCCAGAUGUCACGCUUCGCGUGGCUAUUUUUGCAAAGGUGACUUCAAUGCACCUUGACAAGCUCCUAAGCUGGGAUGAUAUGAGGGAUGGUGUGCCACUGUCCAGAAGUCGGCCCAAGUCCGCUCGUAUUGCAGAGUCUCACUUCUACACCGAGGAGAAGCAUGACUUGCUGGCUCGCAUCCAGAUCCUGGAGCUCAACGAAGCUGGCGAGUACGCUCCUGUUGAAGUCACCCAGACUAGCGAACUUGAUAGUGCUGAGAAGUAUCGUGUUCAGAUGGCGAUUGCCUGGGACGUGAGCUCUGAGAAGCUCGCCGAGCCAAUGAAGUUCUCCAUGAAUGCCUGCUUGCAGAUUUUGUCAAGAUCAUUUGUAAGACAGACAUCUAUGUUCUCGUCUCUGUGGCAGAACAUUCGGUUCGUUCACUCCUCGACUGCCAUCUUCACUCUGAAGAUGAAGCCAGCUCCCAUCAAGAAAGUAGGCGACUUAUGGAGAAUGAACAGCCAGCAUGAUUACGUUAAGGGCGAGGAAUACCUGACUGCUUGGACUCCACGAGGGGUAUCUCUUGUAAGUGAUUACAUCAAUUCCAAGAAGAAAAGAAGACGAAUUGCGGAGAUCGGUGCAAUUCAAAACCUGCUCAAGAGGGUUGGCAUGCCGGAGCCCAGAAACAAGGUGGAUGACAACGAUGAUCAAUCGGACUCUGACAUCCCGCGGCCCAAGUCUCGUGCAGACGACGUGGAUUCGAUUGACGAGCUUCUCCAAGAUACCCCUGAUGCGUCACAGCUCCUGUCAACAGAAGAAGGAGAUGGAGAGGAGCCAGAACAAACGGAAGAGAGCCAACAGCCAAAGGCGGAGCAGUCAUCAGAGCCACAAUUUACAGACCAUGAAGCCGAUGUCCUACAACGCUGCAUCAAACUCUGGAUGAGGUACCCAGACCCACUUGCAAACAUUCUAGGGCCUAAUAAUACAGACCCUCCAGCCAAUGGAAUAACUCCAGAAUCGCCGGCACCACCGGACUUGAUCACGACCAUAAUCCGUGUUCCCAAGAACCCUACAGUGCUGAAGGGUGGUUACCUGCUUGUUCCUAGCAGCGAUUCAACACGAUGGGUCAAGCGGUUUGUGGAGCUUCGCAGACCAUACCUCCAUAUUCACAAUAGUUCCGACGGAGAGGAAAUAGCCAUAGUCAGCUUGCGCAACUCCAGGGUUGACAGUCAGCCUGGUAUCCUGGGCCUGUUGAAUGGAGGUGAUUAUGACCACCACUCCGACGGAGAUGGACAUCACGGAGAUGGACAUCAAAAUGGUGAAGGCAGCGACUUUACUCCUAGUCAUCGAAGAACCUCAUCGGGAAGAGUGAUAUCAACUAUCUGGACUGGCACUGGAGGCACGACCAAUGGCAAGGCCGGCCAAGGACUUGCUAAGCUCAGUGACAGGCUACAAGCAGGCGUUUUCGCUGUCUACGGGACGGACAACACAUGGCUAUUCGCAGCACGCAGUGAGCGCGAGAAGCUAGACUGGAUCUUCCGCAUCGACCAGAGCUAUUUCUCCUCGAGUGGAGAGGGAAGUGGCGCGGCGAGCCCCUAUCCGGGAACUUAUCCGCGAGAUGAUAAUGAUUUUGCGAAUGGCGCAGACUAA